AUGCUUUGGCGUUGGCAACAAAAUGACCCCAACCACCACGCCUUCUCGGCUCUGGCGGUAGAUGCAGCAGCAUGCGGCAGCCGCCCAAGGCGGCCCGUUAUAAACACGGCAUCGACUUGCAUCUUACUGCUGGCCCUCAUCGCGGCCUUUGCGGCGCUCUACAACACGCUGCGCAGUACGAUACUGAGGGGGGGUUUCUCUUCGAGGGGUAGUAGUUGUCCGCAGCUCGACAUGUCCGGGUAUUUGUGUGCGCCAAACGGCGCCAGGCCAGAGGUGGCAUAUGAACGUGGGUGCGAGUGGGAUCCCAUCAGCUUCCACUGGUACCGGCGCGAGCGAGUCGAGGACCCGGACAACCAGGAGCUGAUCCGCGGGUUCCUCGAGACGGGGCCGUGGCACCGGUUCUACGACGCCGAGGGCACCGUCGAGGUCGACCCGGCGAACCGGGUCCUGACGACGCUGUGGCUGACGAAGCGCGAGCACGUCGUGCACUGCAUGUACACGCUGCGUCAGACGCAUCUCUGGCUGGCCAAGGGCUUCGAUCCUCCCUUCAACUACAGCCACACCAUUCACUGCACGUCGUACCUGGUCAACAUCAUUCUCGAGAGUCCGGUGCCGGACAUGGACAAGCUGACCGUCCACGCUGUGCCGUACCCUUCAAACUGGCAGGUGGUGAGUACCCUGUGGCUCACAAAGGAUAUGUCGAGCUAA
This is a messenger RNA of Colletotrichum destructivum, 708 nucleotides long. RefSeq lists its product as uncharacterized. Lineage: Eukaryota; Fungi; Ascomycota; Sordariomycetes; Glomerellales; Glomerellaceae. The transcript has a single exon. The coding region runs from base 1 to 708 and encodes 235 amino acids. The record is from RefSeq and is a predicted model, not a curated record.